AUGGAUAAAUUUAUUAUUCGUAAAACCACAGCCGAUGAUACAAAUCAAAACACAAAUGUACAACCAGUUCAGUCAGUCAGUUCGGCAAAACCUAAAGUAAAAUUAACACCAUCGGGUAAUCGUAGUUAUAAUACAGACUUUAUUCAAUUUGGUUUUCGAAGUUGUGAAUCUAAUGAAAUAGUUCAGCCGCAAUGUGUCGUAUGUGGAGAAAUUUUAGCUAACGAAAGUUUAAAACCCUUCAAAUUAAAACGGCAUCUCAAAACUAAACAUCCAAAUGUAAAUAAAAAACCUAAAGAAUAUUUUGAACGUUUAAAUGACCAAUUCGUAAAUAAUACAAAUGCAAUCAAAACUUAUUGUCAUACUACAUUUUCUGGUGUAAAGGCCUCAUAUUUAUUAGCAUAUAGAAUCGCUAAAAAUAAUAAACCACACACUAUUGGCGAGAAUCUUAUUCUGCCUGCUGCAAUAGAUAUGUGUACAGAAAUAUUAGGAAAAGAAGCAGCAAACAAACUAAAAAUAAUACCAGCUUCAAAUAAUACUGUUCAGAGACGUAUUUUAGAUAUAAACGAAAACUUAAAACAACAAUUAUUAAACAGAUUAAACGCAAAACCUAUACUUUUUUUAUUCUAUUCAGUUGGAUGA
Melanaphis sacchari is the source of this 639-nucleotide messenger RNA. RefSeq names its product protein FAM200B-like. The record is from RefSeq and is a predicted model, not a curated record. Lineage: Eukaryota; Metazoa; Arthropoda; Insecta; Hemiptera; Aphididae. The transcript has a single exon. Bases 1 to 639 code for a protein of 212 amino acids.